AUGCAGCCCAUGAAUCCCCCCAGUGCCAGCAAUAGCCUCCCUGCUGAGUUAUGGCGCGAUAUCUUUCGAAAUGCCCUCGGAGACGAGUUCUUCGACCAGGCAGAAAUGUCGUCCGACUACAGACCAUUUGAGUCGACAGGCGAAUGUCCCUCUUGGACUUCGCGUCCAAUCUCCCUCGCUAUAUCCCAAGUCUGCGUUCAGUGGAAUUUAGUCAUGCUGGAAUUCUUGUACGCGAAGAUACUUAUCCGAUACGGCACUGUUGGCCUACGUCAAGCGUUGAGCAGACGAACGGGUCAGCGGACCAGGCCCACCGUCGGUCAUUUCGUCCGAUGCAUCGAAAUCCCUCCCUUCGCCGUCUUAGACGAUCCAUGCUCGAUUUAUGAUAUCCUCACGUGUUGUCCAUCGGUGAAGCUGAUUGUCAAAGCUACGCUAGGACGGCAUGGCGACGAACCCUUCUGGACUGCUCUCGCCCGCCCUUCUCCUUCUGUCGACAAUCUAUCUCUUAGCCAUCUGGAAAGGAUCGACUGGUCCAGUAGAUUUGGCCGGCCUCGAUACGUUGAACACCUCGAAGUGGUUUACCCCAUCCUUCGAACCAUCAUCCUACAAGCGCCCAAUCUUCGAUACCUAUCCAUAAACGACUGGAAAGAACAUAUGUUCGAUGAUAUCCCUCUACCUAUCCUCUUUCCUUCCCUCGAGACACUGCGUUUACGGGGUGCGACGGGGUUUCUCUCUGCUGGUGUGAGGCCCAGCGACCUUCCCAAGUUAUCGAACUUCAUCGCUGAGCCUAUGAACAUGUCAUAUCGAUUUAAUACCGAAGAGCCAGAAAUACUGCAUGUAUUGGGAGACAAGAUACAUCGCUUGGAACUCGACGGUAGUCCAGCGGGCUCGGAGUUCACGUACAUGGGCGUUGCGGAUAUCUUGAUGAGCUGCCCCGCACUCGAAGAAUUAAACUUCCAACCUGGGGCGCCACCGCUGAUCCUUCACGAGUCAAACGUCCCUCACGAGGCGCUGAAGACCCUGCGGAUUUACGCAGACGCCGCGAGGCACCGCCGACUCGGCUAUAAUGGUAUUGAACGAUUUCAACAACUUAUGACGGCCGCUUUAGAAAUGUUUCUUGCUGAGGAACAGUUUCCGUAUCUAUCCCGUCUGGUAAUUUACGGCGACAUAGACAUUGCAUCAUCCUUUAUCUCACAAAGUCAGAUCAUCUCAGAAGCUGUGAAUACCGGGAGGAUAAGCCUCGAAUUGGUGUAG
Pleurotus ostreatus (oyster mushroom) is the source of this 1251-nucleotide messenger RNA. RefSeq lists its product as uncharacterized. The transcript has a single exon. The record is from RefSeq and is a predicted model, not a curated record. Lineage: Eukaryota; Fungi; Basidiomycota; Agaricomycetes; Agaricales; Pleurotaceae. The coding region runs from base 1 to 1251 and encodes 416 amino acids.